Molecule: messenger RNA, 1959 nt
Organism: Cyanistes caeruleus (blue tit)
Lineage: Eukaryota; Metazoa; Chordata; Aves; Passeriformes; Paridae
Source: RefSeq, a predicted model, not a curated record
AUGACCUUCUUCAGGGCAGCUGAAGAUGAAUCAGACUCUAUUAAGUGGCUUCCCAAGUCUCCUAAACUGUACAGUGGCCACAACUGGAGUUCCCAGGGUUCUCGCUGGGCCUCAUUGAAAGGAAAGGAGGGUUUGCAUGGUGGUAACCUGUACAAAUUCAGCUCUGCUAAUGGAAAAUGGAGAGAAGGAAGGAUCAGUCCUGAGCAAGAAGCAGAGGAACUCGAGGAUCCUGAUGAUGAACCUAUUUCCAAGUUUUCCGGCAGCCUUUUUGAUAGAAGUGAUAGCAUGCGAGAUCAAAGAAAUACCAGAACAACGCUUCAAGAAAAGCACAAGUUGGCAGUGAAAGGGAAGACUCUUCCAGGAUCUAACACCAAGGUGCAGCCACCUGUGUCAGCAGCAGGCAGCUUCCCCAGCGAGAGCGGCCGGGUCGCGGAGGAGCUGCGGGUGCGGGAUGUGCCGCAGCCCCCGCUGAAGGUAACCAUUACUGUGUGCAGUCAAAUGGGGAGUCUUGGUAUUAGCAUUGCUGGUGGAAAGGGCUCAUCUUCAUGUAAAGAAAGUGAUGAGGGGAUCCUGAUUGCACGGCUGCCAAAAGAUGGUCCAUCAGACUUGGCUGGGGUACAAGCAGGAGACAGAGUGGCUGAGGCAACCUUUGUUUCAGAACCUGCUGCCCUUGAUGCUGGUCCUACUGAGGCUUCACCCAAGGGCAGCCCCUUCCCGACAGUCAACCAUGUCAUAACAAUACCUCGGAUAAUCCUCACACGCCCUUCCACUUCUGAUGAAGAUGCCGACCAGUUGCCCCCAGACCCUGAUGACUUUGAGCCCGAGGAGCCUGACAGCGCAGAAGGCCAUGCCUAUUCAGACUGUCUGAGCAGUGCUUUUUAUUCUCCCUAAUAAAGUACUUUUCUGGCAGGAGUUCAUGGGUCGUUUUCUUUCCCAUUGUUUGAUUACAUUUAAUGUAGUACUUGAACCGCUAUGCCUUAUUUAUAGUGAAAACCAUUACAUGGAGGAUGGAUUUGUGAGAAGAACCCUGUUUGUAUUUCUUUGCCUUGAACUUUCCUUUGGCAAGAACUUGUGAACCUGAAAGUAAAUGCAUGGGGUCAAGUUAUAUGAAUGUCAACACAUGUUUCAGUAGCCACUUGGAAAGGUAUCCUGCAGCACCUAAAUGUAAUGGAGAAAAAAGCAGGUGAUUUUUUUUCAGGAGGUAGUUUACCCAUCUGGAAAUACACUGAAAACAAUUGUAUAGUUGGGUGGGAUUUUUAAAAUCUUGUGUCCAUGUUUUGUCUAUACAGCUCAUCCUUCUAUCUCCCCCAGGUUCCUUUGAUUUGUCCAUUUUAAUGUAAUUUUUUAUGAGAACUAAAAGAAAUACUGUCUUUAAAUAGUGCUAGGUUUUUUUACCCAUUGAGAAAUGUUAUCUGUGUUGGAAUUCUGUAUCUCAUUCUAUUGUAAUAAAGAACAAUUUCUCCAGUUAUAUCAGUAAUGUGAAUGUAUAUCAGAUUUGAACAAGACCUGUAAGUUGUAUUUUAUUACAACAUAUGCAGGAGGCACUUUAUGCAACUAUGUACCUGACAGUGAAGCGAAAAGCAAUUUCUUAUGCAUGAGGAACUGUCUGAAACUUAUUUUUUUUCCUGACUUGUAUAUAAGCAGAACACUUUGCCUUACUGCAGUAUGCCUGUAUUUCACAUAUAUAUAUAUACGUGUGUGUGUGUGUGUGUGUGUGUGUGUGUGAGAGAGUGAGGUAAGCAUUUAAGAACAAAUUGUCCUGUACACCAGUUUUCAAUCCUUUAAUUCUCUUCACUGCUAUUCAGGUUUCUAAUGCAUUUUAAGCUGUUUAAGAAGAACCAUUUGGGACUGUUCUUUAUUUGGGGUUCCACGGUGCUGCCUUAAAUCAGAGGUGGGGUCUGGCCCUGCCAGAUUUGAAUGCCAUGACUUUCUUUUCAUGUACAUUAAGUGUGCAAUGAU